This is a messenger RNA of Anastrepha obliqua, 1945 nucleotides long. RefSeq names its product zinc finger protein OZF-like. Bases 102 to 1799 code for a protein of 565 amino acids. The record is from RefSeq and is a predicted model, not a curated record. Gene Ontology annotation, cellular component: nucleus. Lineage: Eukaryota; Metazoa; Arthropoda; Insecta; Diptera; Tephritidae. The transcript has 4 exons. Gene Ontology annotation, biological process: regulation of transcription by RNA polymerase II. Gene Ontology annotation, molecular function: RNA polymerase II cis-regulatory region sequence-specific DNA binding; DNA-binding transcription factor activity, RNA polymerase II-specific; zinc ion binding.
CAUCUUAUCGAUUAUACUAUCGCUUGCUUUACAGCUGCUUAAUUUACUUUGUUGAGACAGAAAUUUGUAAAUAGACAAAAGUUUAGAGCCAAGUUUUUUCCAUGUCGAAAACCUUCGAGAUGUGUAGAACCAGUGAUGAAUGGAAGUUUUGGUGUCGCCUCUGUGCUACAGAAAAUUCUCGAAACAUCAACGUAUUGUCAGAAAUGGAUUCAAAAUCACAGCUUAUGAACUUAGAUUUUAAUAGCAUUAAAUUUAGGGAUUUCAUAGAGCAGUUCUUUCAAGUUCGGAUUGAAGAGGACGGAGAUCUAUCCCAUUGGCUUUGUACACAAUGUUUUUCGUUGAUUUCAGCCUUGGUUAAAUUUUCGGAGCAUGUAAAAAAUGUGCAAAACAUGUAUGAUGCUAUUCAACGUUCUGUGAACAGAAAAACUCUGGAUUUGAAAGUGUUUCGAGAGAAUUACAAUUUGCUUGGGAAUGAGUUAUUUAUAUUUAAUUUAUCGGAUAUAAAAUCAAAAGUUGAAAACAUUUCAAUUGAGCCCAAUAUAAUAGUUAAAGAAUCACUAGAUAGUAUUGUGAAGAGUGAAAUAAUAUCGGAUGAAGUCCGAAAUGGAGUAUUUUGCAAUAAGUUCGAAUACAAGAGUGAAUAUCAAGAUCCCCUUGGUGAUGGCAAUGAAAAUGUCGGUAGUGACAUAGAAAGUUUUAACUCAGGAGAAAAACAGAAUGAAGAAAAGAACAUAAAAGUAGACCAAAGCGAGUUAAAUGAACAAUUUCCUAAUCGACUUAGUGCGAAUAAGCACAAUAAAAAGCUCAAAAAAAGGUUGUGUAUCUCUGAGGAAGAUUCAAAGGAACAGAAAUACUUUUGUAGCGAUUGUUCAAUGCAUUUCCAAAGACUUAGCAAUUAUAGUUCGCAUAUGAAGAAAAGACAUGGCAUCAUAUAUGAAUUAGAUCCUUUGACAUGCCCUCAAUGUGCUAAAGCCUUCCCAUCUAAAUCCAGACUUAAUCGUCACAUUAAAACACAUCGGCCACUGGCGGAAACGCGAAUAUUUCCAUGUCCACUGUGUGAUCGAAAAUUUCAGGCAAAAGAUUAUGUAUCCACACAUAUAAAACUAGUACAUGAAGAUAUUCGCCCAUUUAUUUGCGAAGAAUGCGGCGAAGGUGCUCGUACAAAAGCCACUCUACGAGAUCACAUGCUUACGCAUACCGGCUUGGCGCCUUUUGAGUGCGAAGUAUGUAAAAAAAGAUUCAAAAACCGGGCGCAACUGAAAAAACACAUGGAGAUACACAGUUCCAAUAAACACAUCUGCAGCGAAUGUGGCUUACAACUGAAUUCGCGCAUAACUUUAAACCGUCACAUGCUGGUACAUUCUGAUGUUAUGCGCCACAAGUGCGACUACUGUGGGAAGGCUUUUAAGAGAGCAAAAACGCUAAAACUUCAUUUAAUACUCCAUACCGGUCUAAAACCAUAUUCCUGUGAUUUCUGUGAACGAACCUUUGCGGCAGCUUCCAAUUGUCGUACCCACAAAAGAAAAUCACAUCCAAACGAAUUGGCUGUGUUGGAAGCUUCAGGCGAAAAUACUUACACAAAAAAUAUUCCCACAUUGACUGUAUUGAAGACAGUGACACGAUCGGCUGAAAAUCUUACUCCAGUGGUUUGCAAGCAGAGCGGUAAUUUUUCUUUGGGUAGGAAACCGAAGAUUCCAUUUGAUUGCACAGGCUUCACAAAACAUUCUAAUUCUUCGACUAGCAUAGACCCACUGAACUGGUUACUUCAAACAGAUGCCACAAGAGCGAGUUGUAAAUGAGUGUGCAGACAAUUAUGGUGCACAACGUAUCGUAAUUCCUUUCCGCUGGCCUUAGGAUACACAAAAUUGAGCAAAACUUAUUCCGUAGAAAACAACUGCGUUCUUUUAGUUGCAUAUUUACACAAUACUGCAACUGCAAAAUGUUC